This is a messenger RNA of Orbicella faveolata, 3090 nucleotides long. Its product is annotated as collagen alpha-4(VI) chain-like. The record is from RefSeq and is a predicted model, not a curated record. Lineage: Eukaryota; Metazoa; Cnidaria; Anthozoa; Scleractinia; Merulinidae.
UGCGCGUCAUGGAAGUGCAAAUAAGCCAGGCAAGAUGGCUCUUCUCUCUGAGUCCUGGCAAGCUGUUGAGCCUGUACAGCUUUAUUAUGUUCCUUUCCUAUUAAUAGGUGCUGGUGUGUGCAGAGACAAGGUCGAUUUGGCUUUUCUAGUUGAUGCAUCUGGUGACAAAGACAAGAGAGGACGAGAACAUUUUAAAAGUAGUCUGGCAAUCGCCAAAGCCAUCGCCAGUAUGUUUGUUGUCAACCAUCUGCAAACUCAUAUUGGUUUUGUUGUAUUCUCUACCAAUUCUCAAGUUGUGUUGAAUUUCAAGACAUACUUUGACCAAAAAAGUGUCGAAAACGCAAUAGAUGGAAUACAGUACUUAGGGGGAAACACCAACAUUGGCGACGGACUAAGGCUUGUGAAGAAAGAACUGUUUGAUGCCACUUCCAGAACAAACGUACCACAUAUCUUGAUUGUGCUGACAUCAGGAAAAUCAACCGAAGAUGUCAUAACUCCAUCAAAAGCACUCAGGGAUUCCGGUGUGACUGUUUUCUGUAUUGGAAUUGGAAAAAUGUACAAUGAGAAAGAACUCGAUGAGAUAGCGACAGACCCGGAUGCUAGUCACGUGCUUACAGCGGAUGUCGCUCGGCUUGGUCUUGUUAUCAAGGCAGUUAAAGGCAACAUCUGUAAAGCCAAUAUCCGGCCAGUGGCUCUGUUUCCAUUGAACGCGAGAUACGAAGCACGAGAUGUGAUUGGUGGAAAUCCUCCCGGGGAAACAAGUCUGGUCAUUCCAGCUGUGGGGCCUGAUAACAAGGAAGGCGACUCGCUCUCAUUUCUUGGCACACCAGAUAGUUUCAUCGAGUUUCCAAAUAAUGGUAAGCUGGAUACUAAAGAUUCUUUGACCAUACUGGCGUGGGUAUUCCCUGAGAAGGCCGGUCCCAUCUUCAACUUUAAAAAGGAUGGCUGGGGAGCGAAUCUGUGGUUGGCGCAACCCAGAAAGUUAUUUGCUCAUUUUGUGGAUCGAAAUCAUAAAAAAACGGUUCAGCCAUUGCAAAGCACAAAGGUUGCACCAAAUCGAUGGAAUUACAUUGGCGCCACGUAUGAUCACACAACUGGAAAAGCUGGUCUGUGGAUAAACGGCAAAUUUGUAGAUUCCAAGAACUUAGGCCAAAUUGAGCUAGCUACUAACUAUACAAUAAGAAUGGGGGCUAGAGUCGGAGAUAAAAGAAACUACCGGGGCCGCAUUGCAUGUCUGCAGAUUUACGAUAUACCUCUGUCUUCAGAACAGAUUGAUAAUACUAAAGAAAUUUGUAAGCGAUACAAAAGACAAUGAUUGGCUCUCUUUUGCUUGUACAACCGGAAGGCUUUCUUCCAGUUAUGAAUUAUUACAAAGAUAUGGCUCCACGUUUAUUACAUUGCACGUCAUUCAGACAUUGCUCUUGAUGAUACCAGGGCGUUUUGUUUAUGCAGUCCUUCACCUUACUAACUUUUUUUAUUUUGGGGUUGAAAUUAAAAUAAUCGGAAAAAUAGAGUCCACAAUAGUAAUUUACAUUCCAAAUUAAACAAAUGCUAUAAGUCCUUGUAAAUGGUUUUGUAAUAAAAUCUUGAUACAUGAAUAAAGUUGGUUUAACUAUUUCACAGAUUUUGUUGUUAUUGUUGUUGUUGGCCGGGGGGAGGGGCAAUCAACCUCUGUUCUUCUACCGUGCCACAGGUGCCUGAGGCACUGAUUGUUUGUAGGAACGUAGAUGAUUGGCCAAACGAAACAAGAGUGACCAAACUCGAGCCCAGGGCCCGUUUCCUCGGCUCUGCGGUCAGCGGUUGCGUCGCCGGAGAGACCUUGGGGUGACCCUUGCAGUAAGGAACAACUGAGUGCUUGGGAGUUAGAGGUUGGACAAACAACGAAAAUGUUGAAUUUUGCCUAUUUCAAAACUUGCUCAAGAUGUGUGUUAUUUUUUUUUAACAAGAAUAUUUAAUCAGAGCCAAUAUCUUGUCGCUGAAAUUUUGAGAUAGAGAUUUUUAGAUACUGGGCAAUAUAUAGCAGUUUUCAUGACCUGUCUUUGCCCUCGGUGUUCCGAUCUUGGCUAUUUAUAAUUAUUGACGUUCGUAUUUUUCAACUCCCGAAUAUGAAUAAAGAUCUUGGGACAUUUUAGAAGAGGAGUAAAAACUGAGCUCUGUUACUGGCUAAAAGGGAUUUUUGAAAAAAAAAAACAAGCCGGAUUUUUUAAUGUGACCGGCGUGACUGCUCGAUCUGUGUAAAAUUGCUCGCAUGGCUUUAUGUUAUUUAGAGCCUUGAAAGUCCGCCAGGCUAUCUGAUUACAACAAUCUUUUCUUUUGGACGUGAACCCGGGGACGUGAGCCCAUAGACGUCAUAGACACCAUCCGGCAUGAUGGAGAGCGAGAAUCGUUCUACAAACUCUAAAGAGAGCAGGAAGACAGACUAUCAAUGCCCAUCAUGACUGGAGGUUUUGGUCGUUACCAGAUGGUUUUUUACGCUUUUAUAUGCUUGGUUUCCAUUCCUACAGGCUUUCAGCUCUCUCUUCCAGUUUUCUACGGCGUAUCUCCUCCAUUUACCUGCGCGGUGUCAAAGGUUGCUAAUGACACUUGCUCUGUGGGAAAAUGCUCAGGCUGCGGGAAAUACGAAUAUAAAGGAACAUUUACUAAUGCAGUGUCUGAGGUAAGUCGCGCCUACAGCUACUAAGCCGAGUAUGCUAUUGCGAGCAUUGAGCUGUUUACAGGGCAGGCAGUAACGCUCUUACACUAUUUUUGUGGUAGCGUGAUGUUAAACAGUAAGUCCCCUUUUUCACGUGAUGCUUGUUUUGAUUUUUUAGAUUUCUAACUUUGGUCUUGGACUUAGGGCCAGAAAUAAAGCGGAGACUUAGAGCACUAAAAAUGAUAUUCGGAACUGCUAUUGUAUCUUCUUGAAAUUUAAUACAUGUAGCGUUACGAAAUUUGCCAUGCAGUCUUAUAUACCAUAACACUUUCCCUACUAAAGAAACUGACCAAACGUUUUCACAAUCAUUUAAUUUGAGUUAUUUGAACUAACCGUUAAAUUUUUAGUGCAACACUCGCAGUCACGUUAACACGUUGUCCUACAGAUGUCAAACGACA